GAGAGGAGGCACCGGAGAGUGAGGAGCCGCUCGGCAAGAGAUAUUUUCCCGCGAGUGCACACGUUUGUCUGAAUAAGUGCUUUUAUUUUCCUUCGUUUUCACCGAGAGGCAGGAGGACGUUUACCAUGGCAGCAGUGGCCGUACUGCGGAAUGAGACUCUCCAGGCUUUUCUCCAGGAUCGCACUCCAAACUCCUCUCCAGAGAACUGUAAGCACUCUCCGCUGGCUCUCCUGGCUGCCACUUGUAACCGGAUCGGUCAUCACCACGGAUCGAACCCCACAGAUUUCCUCCAGGUCCCUUACGACCCAACUCUGGGCUCCCCUUCGCGUUUGUUUCACCCGUGGACUAACGAGGGAACCCCACCGAACAGCCUGGCCGGCAACUCCACUUUCGGACUAUCCUCCAAGCCCCAGCUGUCGGCGCACAUCCAGGGCUCCUUCAGCACGCACCACGAACUGCCCCUCACCCCUCCGGCGGACCCCUCGUACCCCUAUGACUUCUCCCCUGUGAAGAUGUUACCUUGCUCCAUGCAGUCUCUGCAGUCCACCUGCCCUCCCACCUACGUCCCGGCUGUCAGUUACGCAGCCCCAACUCCCAUUCCGCCCGCUAUGCCAAGUUUUGUCACGGGACCCACCGGCCUUGUGCACCAGCAACAGAGACAGCUGUCCCCAAACCCCGGAGAGGAUAUUCCUUGGUGGAGCCUCCAGCAGGGGAACCAUGUGAGCCACUCUUCCUCCCUCGGCCCCCAUCGCUUCCAGCUGCAGAGGGGCUUGGUCCUGGGACAUACGGACUUUGCGCAGUACCAGACGCAAAUCGCCGCGCUCCUGCACACCAAGUCCCCCCUCGCGACCGCGCGGCGGUGCCGGAGGUGCAGGUGUCCGAACUGCCAGUCCUCCACGUCCAGCGACGAGCCCGGGAAGAAGAAGCAGCACAUUUGUCACAUACCGGGUUGCGGGAAAGUUUACGGGAAAACUUCUCACCUCAAAGCGCACCUGCGCUGGCACUCGGGGGAGCGGCCGUUUGUGUGCAACUGGCUGUUCUGUGGCAAGAGUUUCACCAGGUCGGAUGAGCUGCAGAGACACCUGAGGACUCACACGGGGGAGAAGCGCUUUGUUUGCCCGGACUGCUGCAAGAGGUUCAUGAGGAGCGACCACUUGGCAAAACAUGUCAAAACUCACCAGAACAAAAAAAGCAAGUGCCACGACAAGACACUUGACCAUGUCAAAAGGGAGGACACGAGGAAUAUGUUGUAACACUCUUUAUUUUAAACAGUAAAAAAAAAUCACUAGAGUGCAAUACAGUCAAUCCUGCAUUAGUUAAAGUGAACAGUGAGCUGCAUUUCUACAUAGGCUAUUUUGUUUAUUUUGGUUGAUUUCUUAAUCCUGACAAUAGUUUCUAACAUUGCUGGUCUGUAUAGCACAUUUUUGUAUGUAUAUAUAAAGUUUCAUAAGUUAAUUUGGGACCACGGAGAAGUUAGAGCUCAUGAGU
Molecule: messenger RNA, 1488 nt
Organism: Xiphias gladius (swordfish)
Lineage: Eukaryota; Metazoa; Chordata; Actinopteri; Istiophoriformes; Xiphiidae
Gene: sp5a
Product: Sp5 transcription factor a
Exons: 2
Coding region: 126-1253 (375 amino acids)
Biological process (GO): regulation of transcription by RNA polymerase II
Molecular function (GO): RNA polymerase II cis-regulatory region sequence-specific DNA binding; DNA-binding transcription factor activity, RNA polymerase II-specific
Source: RefSeq, a predicted model, not a curated record